AUGAGUCAGUCACUUUCUGUACCUCCAUAUUUUGACGGAACUAAUUAUGCCUAUUGGAAUAUUAGAAUGCGUGCGUUUCUUAAGUCUUUAGAUGAGCAUGUUUGGGUAAGUGUGCAAAAUGGUUGGAAACCUCCCUCUACUAUCGUAUCAGGAACUGUUAACCUUACCGACAUAUCACUAUGGACUAAGGAUGAAAUAGCUGAGCAUAAUUGGAAUAGCAAGGGUCUUCAUGCGCUGUUUAUGGUCGUGUCUCCCGAAGAGUUUAGGAGAUUAUCAAUGUGUGAAACUGCUAAAGAGAAAGGAAAGUCCAUAGCCCUAAAAUCCAUCAAAGAAGAUGAAUCUUCUGAUACUGAGUCACUUAGGGACGAGGAAAUCGCAUACUUUGUUAAGAAAUUUCAAAAAGUUCUCAAGAAUAGGAGAAAGCCUCAGGAUAAAAAGAGUGGAGCUCCUAGCAGAUUCACAAAAGCAAAAACUGAAACGUUUAACAAUAAAGGGUCAAGUGAUAAACCAUGUUUGGUUAGGUGCCAUGAGUGUCAAGAUAAUGAAUCUGAGACCAGUGAUAGACAGGAAUCUUCUAGCAGUGAGGACGAAAGAAACUAUAUGGCAUUUGUAUCGACUGUUAAGAGUGAAUCUGAUAAGGAGAGUGACAAGGUUGAGGAAGAACUUCCAAACGAUAAUUCUAGUAAUGAGGAAGAGGAUGACAUAGAAAAAGAGAAAUUUGCUAGUAAUCUUCAGAAUUCACUUAAGAGUGGCAGUGAGUUAAAGUGUGUCAAUGAGAAAUUAGAAGACAAGAUUAAGACUUUGACUAGUGAAUUGGUGAAAUCUAAUGCUCAUCUUCAAACUUUCAUAAGUGGGACUAAGAAAUUGGACAAUAUUUUGGAAAUGAAUAAGCCUGCAGGAGAUAGGAAGGGUCUAGGAUAUGUUGAGGGUAAUACACAUGUUGCUGGACCUUCUAAGACUGUUUUUGUUUCUGCCUCUAAGAAAGUUAAUGCUGUUAGUAGUUCAAAUAAGGGUAAGAAUGUUCCGAGAGAACAGAGUCAUCAAUUACGUAGGAACUUCAUACCCAGAUACCCUCAGCCACGUAACUUUGAGCCUAGGUUCAUUCCCACCUGUCACCACUGUGGAGCCUUAGGACACACUAGGCCUAGAUGCUAUAGGUUAGGGAAUGAGCGUAAAAAUCUGAACAUUCCUAGUCAUGUUAGCUUUCUGUCUAAUCAGGUUAGUCAUUUGACUGAGAUGCUUACUAAGCUUACUAGGAGUACUUUAUCAUCUAAGAAAGUUUGGGUAAAAAAGGGUGAUCUAGCUAGACAUUUAGGUCAAGAAAAGUGUUUUGUUGCUCAUGUUGCAUUGAAAGUCCAAAAUUACAACAUGUGGUACCUAGAUAGUGCAUGUUCUAGGCAUAUGUGUGGUAAUAAGGCUUUAUUCACUACUCUUGAUGAAUGUAACGGUGGUAUGGUUACUUUUGGAGAUGGGGGUUCUGCACCUAUUCUUGGCAAAGGUACUGUACAAAUGCAUGGUUUAUCUGUGAUCUCUAAUGUGCUUUAUGUGGAAGGUAAACAACUUAAGGGGAACCAUAAGAAGACUUCAAAAAUUCUGACCAAAAGACCCCUAGAAUUGAUACACAUGGAUUUAAUGGGACCAUCUGGGACUGAGAGUUUAGGUGGUAAGCGAUACAUUCUUGUUGUGGCAGAUGACUUCUCGAGAUUCACAUGGAUAGAAUUGCUUAGGAAAAAAUCUGAUGCAUGUGAUCUCAUAAAGUCUUUGUGUAAACGACUUAGCAAUGAACUGGAUCUCAAAGUGUCUAGAAUGCGUAGUGACCAUGGAAAGAGUUUGAGAAUUUUAAUCUUGAGAGUUUCUGUAUAG
This is a messenger RNA of Olea europaea var. sylvestris, 1863 nucleotides long. RefSeq lists its product as uncharacterized. The record is from RefSeq and is a predicted model, not a curated record. Bases 1 to 1863 code for a protein of 620 amino acids. Gene Ontology annotation, molecular function: nucleic acid binding. The transcript has 5 exons. Lineage: Eukaryota; Viridiplantae; Streptophyta; Magnoliopsida; Lamiales; Oleaceae. Gene Ontology annotation, biological process: DNA integration.